AUGGUUAGUUGUCGUGUUUUAGCUGGAGUUGAUGAUGAUAAUUCAGCUCCCAAAAAAUCAGUAAAAAUGUUAUCAACGGAGCGAGUUUCCAAUGGUCUCAAGGAAUUAAUUCUUAAUAAAGAGAUGUACACAAAGAAAUUAUUAUUGCUGUGCUCAGAUGUUGAAGCCGACGACGAUGACGACGGAACAAUCUCCUACCAGAAACAUUGCAGGGGAUUGCCACAACUGCCGUUACAUUGCAACAGCAACAACAUGAUCAACAACAACAUCAGCAACAACAACAACAUCAAGAACAACAACAACAGCAUCAACAAGAACAACAGCAACAUCAGCAACAGCAACAACAUCAAGAACAACAACAACAACAGCAUCAACAAGAACAACAGCAACAUCAGCAACAGCAACAACAUCAAGAACAACAACAACAACAGCAUCAACAAGAACAGCAACAUCAGCAACAGCAACAACAAAGGAAUAACCGUUUUCUUGUCGUCCCCGUCAACAAUGACGACACCGACAACAACAAAUACUCUCUUGUUGACAUCAUUGGCCUCAACAACUACAACCCCACUUCCGAACCCCCCACCAACCUACCCCCCUUUAGCCUACCCUCCACUAACCCCCAUAAAAUCCAUCUUGAAGAAGACAUUGAAGAACAAAAAUUUGAACUGCCAGCAUCCAAUCAGCAGUUGCAGCACUGACUCCUACUUGCUGAGACCGAAAACAUCGAGGGGGACUCGGUGUGAGAAGGGGCUUGGCAAGAAGGUUUCCUUCGAUGAGAAGAUCUGCUGGCUCAAUGAACAGAACUCAACAAGCCUGUAUCUGAACAGUCUGUGGGAGAACGAGCGAGAAAGCAUCCAGCAAACCGCCCGCAACUACGUCAACCCAGCAAACUGUCAAACGAACACACAAAAUUUGUGGCGUCCAAACCUCACAAAUUCAGAUUCAAUAAAAGAAACAGUGGCAACAUCCAGUGAAAAGAAAGAUUCAAACCUUCUGCCAAAUGUUUGCGGAAAAGAAAAUAGCAUCUUCAGCAAAGUAUCGAACGCAGUUGCCUGCUUGAACGGGCUCAACAACUCCGAACCUUCCAACAAAAUUGCGAGCCAACUUUAUAAGGAUGAUGAAGACGAUUACGAGAAGAGUUAUCUACAGCUAGAAACCUCUUUUUGGCGGAAACAACAUCUGCAACACUCUCAACAACAUCUUCAGCAACAAAUUUUGAACCAUAGCCAAACAGACUCAAACAGCAUUCAAGAAGAAAAUAUUCAUUGCACACUCGCAUCCAACCUCAAACAGGACCAGGUGAAGGAAAAGUUUUUAUAUUUGCCAGACCUGGCACAAGAACAGCAACAACAUUUUCAUCAGAAAAUAAAACACGAUCCUCAACAGAGUCAGCGAGAGAAGAAGUCCAUUCUCGAAAUGAAUGAAAAUAGGAGGUACAGACAGGCUUUGAAUGAAAAGCUGAAGAUUCAACUGGAUAGGAUUGCCCAACGCAAGCAAGCAGAACAACAUCGGCAACAACAACAUCGACAACAAUAUCAGUAUCGACAACAACAACAACAACAACAACAACAUCAUUUUCAACAACAUUCAUUUCUGCCCAACAUACCACAUUACAAUCAACAGCAGAAAACAAAACCCAUCGCGAGCAAAUCCACCAGGCUGCCAAGGCUUUCUCGAGCAACCAACGAAACAAAUUUUAUCCAAACUUCAACAAAUACGGCAGCAAGCAGGUUGAUGCAAGUAAAAAAUCAACAUUCACUGACAACAACAACAACUAACAAAGCCAACUCUGCUAUAACAUUAGUGAGUUCAUCAACAUCGACAACGAACCUCUUCCAUGAUGAACAACUCCAGCAUGUCCUGCAGCACAAAACCCACCAACCAUCCCAGCAGACUUCAUCAUUCCAGCAACGACAACUGCAACUGCAACCUUUCCAAAGUUACGACAACCAUCACCAACCAGCAUCAUCAUCAACACGUCACACGUCGUCAUCUUCAUCUUCGUCAUUUUCACCGUUGUCAAACUCAUCUCCAUCAUUCGCUAUCACAAACAACCAACGCCAGCAACAACAGCGAACGAGACAAUUAUUGCAAAGUGAACUUCAGAACCGACACCGACCUCCACAACAGCACCAGCGCCAUCAACGUUCAAGACAAAUUACUUUCUUUGCCGAUUUCAUCCAGCCGGUCAUCAAAAACUCGAAACUAAUCGACAAAAUUAAAAGACAGCACAUCGCUCUCGAAUACUGCAAUGUAAUCGAAUCUCACAGCAAACAAACCUGGAUCCUCUUCGGUAUAAUACUCGUUCAAAACUUAAUAUGCGACCGAAAAGUAUUCGUGAGAUAUUCGACCGACAGCUGGACCACAUACCGAGAUCUGACCGCCGUCCUCGCCGAGCAGCUGACGCCUCUCAUAGACGCCUACACGUUUGGAGUGGGCGUUACGCUAGGAGAGUUGGUGGGCGGCAACAAAAUAUUGAGGAAUGAAUCCGUCGGUGCUGAUGACGAUGACGAUGAUGAUGAAAAACAUGUCGGUGGUAAUGAUGAUGAUGAUGAUGUGAGUUAUGCAAGUGAGGACAUCAAGGGAAAUGUUGUUGAAGACAUUAAUAAUCACAACAACAACAACGACAACAACAACGACAACGACGCAUCUGGCAAAUACGCUGGGAACGUUGGAAUCGAAGGCGAAACCCCAAAUGCGAGUAACAUUGCUCACAUAAGUUUCAAAAACAACAACAACAACAACAAUGAUGAUGAUGGUUUUAGUCAUUUUGACAGUAAGAGUAGCGAACCGGGGAACGAUGAAGACGCUUCAGACAAUGGAUCCAACGCUCGAAUUGAGCUGGCUCUGUGCGUGCGGUCCAAUGGUGCCAGCCAGUAUGUGAGGCUGAGUGUGAGGAAGGCCAGAGGAAAGAUGAUCCGCGAGUAG
Molecule: messenger RNA, 2931 nt
Organism: Helobdella robusta
Lineage: Eukaryota; Metazoa; Annelida; Clitellata; Rhynchobdellida; Glossiphoniidae
Exons: 8
Coding region: 1-2931 (976 amino acids)
Molecular function (GO): protein binding
Source: RefSeq, a predicted model, not a curated record